Pyricularia grisea is the source of this 3987-nucleotide messenger RNA. RefSeq lists its product as uncharacterized. NCBI's taxonomy places the organism in Eukaryota, Fungi, Ascomycota, Sordariomycetes, Magnaporthales, Pyriculariaceae. Bases 1 to 3987 code for a protein of 1328 amino acids. The record is from RefSeq and is a predicted model, not a curated record. Gene Ontology annotation, molecular function: GTPase activator activity; beta-tubulin binding. Gene Ontology annotation, biological process: post-chaperonin tubulin folding pathway; tubulin complex assembly; microtubule cytoskeleton organization. The transcript is spliced from 2 exons.
AUGGACGCCCCCGAGGAAGAACUGGACAUCAAGCUCCAGAAGAUCUCGGGCGACCUGAUCGCCGACUUUGACCGCUCCCUGCGGCCGCUGCUGCGGCGGGCCGACGGCACAGUGCGAAGCCAGGUCCGAUCCCGCGAGGCGCUCCGCCUGACCAUCGUGGUGCUCGACCCAUUCCAGGAGCUGCCGCAGCUGCUGGAUCCGUACCUGGCAGGGUGGUCGCAGGUCCUGGCCGAUGCGUUUCUCGAGUACUACGGCCGCCGCCGCCGGUCCAGCGUCGCGCGCAACAAGGCGGCGGCGGCGGCGGGGCAGGAGGGGCAUCUCAUGUCCCUCCCUGCGGCCGUCUGCAGGAUCAUGUACACGUUGUGCAAGAUUCGUGGGGAAAAGGUCGUCGUGAGGCUGCUGAGCGUCGAGACGAGGUAUUUGGAGCUGCUGCUUUCCGCGCUGGAGGAGUCGGAGAGGGCGGCGCUGGCGGCGGAUGCUUCGGCGGCGGCGACGACUGCUAGAGAUGAUACUGGGUUCGCUUCACCAGCGGACAGUAAAUUUGAGUCUGGCACCUCAAGACUGUGGACAUGGGAGGAACGCUACGUCGUAUUGCUAUGGCUAUCUCACCUCUUCCUUGCACCCUUCGACCUGGCCUCCAUCUCCUCUGUUGACCUACACGACGAUGAGCUACCCGAGAUCCCCGGACUUCAGUGGCCGCCCAACGUUCCCGGAAUCGCACUGCGGGUGCUUCCCUUGGCAAUCAAGUAUCUCGGCUCGCCAGGGAAGGAGAGGGACGCGGCAAAGGCUCUACUGGUCAGGAUAGCGAUGCGCAGAGACAUGCAGGAGAUUGGUAUACUCCAUGCCUUGGUACAAUGGGCACUCUUUGCGCUACGACCCAGCAACAAGGGCUCCGACGGGGCUCCUGGAUCCCCCUACUACUACAUUGGUGUGCUGUCUUUUCUUGCUGGCUUGCUGGCUUCCUCUGCGGAUACGUCCGACAUGGACAGGUACCUCAAGACGGUCUUUUACGCAACGUACAACAUUUCUUCCAACACGGAUGAUAUCUCAAAGCUGAUUGCUUCCUCGGCCCUCGCUCGCAAGAUUAUUGUCAAGAUUGUGCGAUCCAUUGCGAUUCUUGUUCUGCGUAGGACAUCAAGCUCAACUGCCGCAUCGCUCAUGGACGAUAAGGCUGAAACUGUCUUGGUGGAAACGGCCAUUGGACACUCGCUGGACUUGCUUUCUGACAAUGACACUCCCGUAAGGUUCGCAGCUAGCAAAGCGUUGAGCAUCAUCACGCUGCGGUUGGAACCGGAACUGGCGUCGCAGGUGGUCGACGCUGUUUUGGAGGCCCUGGACCGCAAUGUCUUGUGGGUAAAGAGUCCAGGCUCUGGGGAUGGCGACGCUACAAUACCAGCGCGGCGGACACGCGACAUGUCACUGGUUGACCCUCUCGAAUGGCACGGUUUGAUGCUCUCCCUCUCGCACUUGCUGUAUCGCCGAUCGCCUCCUGCCGAGAGCCUAGCCAAGAUCAUCCAGGCAUUACUUACCGGGCUCUCUUUUGAGCGCCGUGGAACAUCCGGUGCAUCGAUGGGCACAAACGUCAGAGACGCAGCUUGUUUUGGCAUAUGGGCACUUGCCCGGAGGUACACAACAGCAGAGCUACUCGCCGUCCCCGUCGACUCGUUCUAUCCUAGUACAUCGCACCGCGAAUCACCAUCCGUCAUCCAGGUCCUCGCCACGGAGCUCACAGUCACCGCAUCUCUCGACCCGUCCGGCAACAUCCGCCGCGGCUCCUCGGCGGCUCUACAGGAGCUGGUGGGUCGGCACCCCGACACAAUCGAGCAGGGAAUCUGGCUCGUCCAGACGGUGGACUACCACGCCGUGGCCUUGCGGUCGCGCGCAACCUCCAAGGUUUCUCUAGGCGCGACGAGGCUCUCUGGUCACUACGGCGAUGCGGUCCUGGAAGCUCUGCUCGGCUGGAGGGGGAUCGGCGACGGCGACGCCGCGGCACGGAGAGUGGCUGGUUCUACGUUUGGGGCGGUCACGAGGGAGCUGGCAAUGACCGGGACAGUGGGCACAAAGCCGCUCGACAGAGUUCAGCAUUCCAUAGACAAGCUUUUGAACCGGAUCGAUGCGCUCCAAACCCGAGAAGUCGAGGAGCGGCACGGCCUGCUGCUCAGCCUCGCAGCGGUGCUUGACACCAUCCCGGAGUUGCUUGGAGAUAAACUCGGGGAGCUCACAACUCUAGCUGGUCGCACCUUGCAAAGGCUCGCGACGCUGUUGGAUGUCUGUGUCAAGACAAAUUUUCGCCGCCCGGAGCUCGUUGCCGAAGCAGCCAGUUUGUUGAUCGUAUCUUCAUUCCCACUACUACAGGUAGUUGCUGCAGAUCCAACAGUAGCUCGUAGAGAUACACCACUAAGGUUGCAGCCUGGUGCUUACGUUGCCACCCCCGCAUUUUCGACAGACGAGUUGAUAUCAGUCAGAGAGGCGAUCCAUGAAGUCGGAACCGAAAACACCCAAGGCACAUGUCUGCAUGAAUACCUGCUGGUUGUUCAAGCAGCUGUAAACGAAUGGCUGGGGCGUGCAGAGCAAGAAGUCAUCGACGCUGCAUCUGUCGCAUCACUGAUAUUAUUGAUCUUCCUUGGGGAUGGUGAAAAGGGCGAGUUGAGAAGCGCCAAGAGCCUCCUUGCCAAAUGGGCGCAGCUGGCACGCCAGAAGCCAACCUCAUCUCGGGCUGGCAUUGGGGCGGGGUACUUUUUUGCCUUGACCAUGGCCCACCGCGUCAUUCCUCGCCCGGGUCCUCAACCUACAGAGGCAUGGCAUACCGAUGCCACAUCUAGCCUCAUCACCGGGCCUUUGGUGGAUCGUUGGAGGGCGGACGCAAGCACCGAGGUGCGCGUUGCCAUCCUCCAGAGCCUGACGGGGUCGGGGAGCAGUUUGUUGCGCGAGAACAUGUCAGUGCUGCUGGUGUUGGUAACAGAGGGUCUAGAUGACUACACCGUCACCGCACGAGGAGACGUUGGCUCCCAUGUACGGCUGCAGGCCAUAAAGGUCACCAAGGGGCUCUGGAAAGCCAUUGAAGGAUCAAGUCCGGGAGACGAGAAGCUCGAGGUUGCGUUCUUGACCCUGUUUCCCAAGAUUUUACGGCUGUCGGCGGAGAAGCUAGACAAGGUACGAGCCGAAGCGCAGACUGCUUUGGCAUUGGCUUUGAACGAGAGCUGGGCCCUCAAACUCCGAAGAUCAACCUACUCCUCCCGCCCAUACCACAGCUUCCUCCUCAGCCUCCCCACAACCACCUCGGAGCGCCUGCACCCGUCCGUCUCGGCCACCCCGGCCCUCGUCGACACGGACGCGUCCCGGUGGAUGGAGGAGCUGAUGACGGGGUACGUGACAUCCGCCGACGCGGGCCACGAGGACCUUGUCAUCGCCAGCCGCGGCGCCCUCGCGGCGUACUGCGCGCGUUCCCAGGAGAACCUCGACCGGGCGUGCGGGGCCCUGGCGCGCAACCUGGCAAAGCUGUCCAAGCAGCAGCCGCAGUCGGACCGGGUCGUGGUCCCGACGCUCAACGUUACGGCGUUCCUGUUCCACGUCGGCGUCUUUUCGCGCUGCACAGACGUCGACUACAAGGCCCUCUGCCUCGCCGUCCAGCGCUGCGGGUAUAAGACGGGCAACGUGCGCAAGCUCGAGGCCUGCGUCAAGGUCUACGGCGCCGUGGCGGGUAUGGGAGGGCGAGAUCAGCAGCAGCAGCAGCAAGGUCAACAGCGCGUGGAAGGUGUGCGCGAGGCGAGAAAGAGGCUCGGGGCCCUCCUGCUACACCCCUGGCCGAGGGUCAGGAGCUUCGUCGUGGACGAACUGUGGGUUCUGCUUUCGGACGAACGGGACGGUGCGUCGGCUGCGCGGGAGGGUCGCGGCAGCGGCAUGUCGUCGAAGCUCAAGGGUGUGGACUGGGGCAGUGCGGGAAAAGAUGCGGUCAAGGAGCUUGUGGAGCAGCUGGGGCUCAGCUAG